This is a messenger RNA of Centruroides sculpturatus (bark scorpion), 3678 nucleotides long. RefSeq lists its product as uncharacterized. The transcript has a single exon. The record is from RefSeq and is a predicted model, not a curated record. Bases 2691 to 3323 code for a protein of 210 amino acids. Lineage: Eukaryota; Metazoa; Arthropoda; Arachnida; Scorpiones; Buthidae.
UCUAUGACCUAUGAAAAUUUUAUUAAUUACUUUUGCUGCAAAAGUUUUUUAUAACGUUUUUUACCAUAUUAAUUGCCUCAUUGUUUUUUAUGAGAGUUUUUUAAUCAAAUUAAUGAAAUCGUUCUAAACUUUUAUAGGACUGUUUUGACUUCAUUAAAAUUUUUUAAAAUACUAUUGGAUGAUUUUUAUGACAUCAGCAGGUUGUUUUUGUUUUUUAUUCAAUAGACUUUUUAUAUAUACCUUUUUUCAGUUUCUUCCCAAUUUUAAUAGCAUAAAUAUCAAAAAUUUUGUGUUAUACUGUCAACUGGUUUGUAAACAAUGUAGACUGCACAUGUGAAUUUUCACGUCUCAAAUGAAAGAAUAACAAUCCCUGCAGCUAUAUUUAUCAAAUAAAAGCAUUUUUUGGUUAUUUUAGAUUUUUCAUAUAGUUUUUCUAUAAAAACACGUUUUUUUGGGUGUAUUUAUUCCCCGGCAAUUAUUUCAGCUGUCAGAUUCGCUUUAACGUGGAAAUAAUUAUUUAAUAUUUAAAAAUCAAUGGAUUAAAAAUUUUCUGAGCGGAAAUUAAUUAGGCCUCGGAAACUAAAGUCAGUAGUAUACAAUUACAUAUUGUAAUCAUUGUGAACUAAACAUACAGAAGUGCAUAAAUUAUUAGACUCAUGCAUAAAGUGUAUUAUUUUUGGUUCUUAUCCUAAAAUGUAUCAUUUUAUAUUAUACUGGUCUGACUUGAGUCUAAUAAUUUUCACACGUCUGUAUAUAGUAGUAAUUUUAAAAACAUACACCUAAUUAGUAAUUAAUUUGUUUCUAUAUUUAUUAUUUAGAUUGGCAGGAGUCAGAAAGUCAGGAGCCUGAGUCUGAAACUAGUGGGAAGUGCUCCACCAUCACUUCUGGCUCUACUAGUGGCACUGGCACUGCAUCCCAAAGCAAAGUAAAAUUGCAAUGCAUUAAUUCAUUUAUUGUGAAAACCAGCGGCAGGGCAAGACCUAAAUUUGAUGUGGGCAAGGUAUAUUUCGCAAGGCCCUCUGGUAGCGCAAGAAGACUGAUUUUAUAAAAUAAAAAGCAGUUGAAACUGUCAAAUUUUUAUUCCUAAAAAUGCAAACUAUAUUCUUUAACUAACAUUAAAAAAAAUUAAAGAAACAGAAAUUUCCUGCUUUUAGCCUUACUGAACUCCUUAAUAAUUGUAUCGUCAUUCAGCUUAUAUGCUAUUUAUGCUUCAAUAGAUAAAAUUGCGAAAGCUGAAAGUCUUUCCUGACCCAUUGUAUUUCUUAAAUAAUUUUUUAUUAGCUCCUUUCAGCGUAGGCAGUACUUACUGGUAUUGUUAACAAAAUUCAAAUGGCAAUGUAAAUAUUUGGGUAAAUUUCUUUCAAGUUAUUUUCUGUUAUGUAUUGGAGCAGCUGUUUCACAUCUUUAAUGAAGUUGGGUAAAUUUGGGAUCAUUGUUUGUAAUUCUUCAUAUAAUUCAUAAGGUUAUAAGUCACUGCUCUCACUCACUCGCAGGACUAAGUAUAAAUCUUGACAGUUUUUUAAUAUUUGCUCUUUUGGAAUAUUUUUUAACUUGCUUAGAUCAUAGAGAAAACCAAAAUUUUCAAAAUGUUGAUUUAAAGACAUAAAUCCCAAAUUCAUAUUGCUUAUUACAGAAUCAAUCAUGGUGUUAAAAAAAUCUGUUUCAUACCUGCUUUUGGGAGACUGUAUAGGUUGAUCGCUGCCUUCAUCAUCGAACAUCCUUUUCUUUUUGGCUACCCUUUCGUUUUUAAAGUCUUUUGGCAGUUCAUAACUGCUAUUCUCAAUAAAUCGAAGAGCAUCAGACAAGCAUUUUUCGAAUCCAGUUUGUCGAUAUUCUUUGAUCCAGUCACAAAAUGUACACAAAUGUUCAAGAGUAUUGCUUAAAUGGACUUGUAAAGAUUGCCAUAAUUUGCUUAUGAUAUUAACAUGCAAAAAUAUCUCAUGCCAUACAUGUAAUGAUAUGAUAAAUUCUAAACUGAGAAUUUCGUUUAAAACUGAAUCAUAAUCACUGAGUGUGUCUGAUUGUUCCGUUUGAUUUUUUAAGCUUUCGAUGCAUUCGACAUCAAAUUGCAAUAAUACGGCCUUCAAUCCCUCGAUUCUGCUUUCUCACCUCGUGUCUGAUAAAGGCUUCAAAGUAAGCUUUAAUUUGCCUUUGAUUAAUUCCCAGCAUUUGCUGGAACUUGAAAAUAGCAAAUAAAUUUUCUGAAUAAAACCAAAAUAUGUUUUUGCUGCCACAGAAGAAUUAGCUGUGUCUACCAACAACAGAUUCUAGCUAUGACAACUGCAAAGUGUAAAAAAUGCCCUGGGAUUAAUAUUUAAUAUUCGAGUUUUAACUCCACUAUUUAUGGGAUACUUUACUGCGAUACUUUGAUUGGCUUUCUAGCCUUUGAGAAUCAUGAAAGUAACAUAAACAAACACAAUGGGAAAUCCCUAGCUCUGGCUGGCAAGGAUUCCCCGCGAUAGCAACCCAACGCCAGCAAAUGUUGCUAGACAAAUAAUAACAAAUUUGGUAUGUCAAUAUAUUUAUCGUUUUAUGACGAGUAAAAUUUUUUCAUUGAGUUUACGGCUUUUAUGUAAUGCAUAAACCUUCAAAGUGCGAGGCUCCUCAGACAGCGAGGCCGUAGGCAGUGGCCCACGUCGACCAUGCCUUAUGCCGCCUCUGGUGAAAACAUCAACUAAUUAAAAAAAAAAAUGCAAUUGGAUCUCCAAUGCACAAAAUUUAUAUAUGCCACCAAUUCAGCCUUUACUCAUGUAGAACACCCUGAAUUUAUAAAAUUUUGUCAGAUGUUGCGACCUGGAUAUGACCCUCCACAGAAAAAGGAAAUUGGGGGACCCUUACUGGACACUGUAUACAAUUCCAUUGAGAAUGAAUCAGCUGAUGAGUUAAAGGAUGUUACAGUCUGUAUGGCUAUUGAUGGGUGGAGUAAUGUCCAUAAUGAACAAGUGAUUUGUGUCUGUGUGACUGAUCCUAAUGGAACAGUUCAUUUGAUUGACUCAGUUGAUACAGGUGUAGAAAAGCACACAUCAAACUACUUAGAAAUUAUUGCAACUGCAGCAAUAAAAAAAUGCAAUCAAAAGUAUGGCUGUAAAAUAAGAAGCCUGGUAAGUGACAAUGCAAGCAAUAUGAAAAAAAUGAGAGAAACAUUAGUAAUGACAGAAAAUUUAGAUAUUGUCACUUAUGGAGGUUCUGCUCAUAUUUUAAACUUACUGGCUCAAGAUAUCAAUAUGAAAGAGGUUAAUGAACAAGUUAAGCACAUCAUUGUAUACUUCCGGAAUCAUCAUUUCCCGAAAGCCAAAUACAAAGAGACAGUGAAAAAGGAUUAAUAUUACCACAGGAUGUACUGUACUUUGGAACAGCUUAGCUGAUUGCUUAGAGUCAUACAUUCAGGACUGGCCUAUCCUAAUGAAGGUACUAUCAUUACUUUAAGUUGUUUUUACUUUCUUAUUUUGUACUGUGGGUAAAGUCACUAAUUCAUAAAGCAUAUACUAGUUGUGUUGAAGUGUGAUUACUUAUAGUAAUAUAGUAAUAAUAUACUUAGAGUAAUAAUGAUGAGAUGAAAUAUAUAAUUAUUUUGUUUUGUAAACUGACUGUUUACUCUAAUGCUAGUUAAUUCUAUUUAUGUACUCAAUGAGUAUUGAAUAAUGAGUAUCGAGUGUUUAAUCCUAAAAACAGUUACAA